Molecule: messenger RNA, 1642 nt
Organism: Trematomus bernacchii (emerald rockcod)
Lineage: Eukaryota; Metazoa; Chordata; Actinopteri; Perciformes; Nototheniidae
Gene: nme4
Product: NME/NM23 nucleoside diphosphate kinase 4
Exons: 5
Coding region: 60-668 (202 amino acids)
Biological process (GO): UTP biosynthetic process; CTP biosynthetic process; GTP biosynthetic process
Molecular function (GO): nucleoside diphosphate kinase activity
Source: RefSeq, a predicted model, not a curated record
GGUGACUCGUGAGUUUUGAUUGAGGAGAGUUGACUUUUCUCUCUGUAGGUAGACAAAACAUGGCCAUGUUGCAGCGGUGCAUUUUUAAGAGACUUCUCCAACAACGGUGUUUAGGGAAUCAAGAUGCCACUAAAAGUCUUCUGUCAGCUGGGUUCGCCUCUGCGCUGCUGGGGGGAUACAGAGCUGCUAGGAGCAAAUCAGGUGUUCCAGAUGUGAGGGAGCGGACUCUUAUAGCUGUGAAGCCAGAUGGAGUUCAGCGCCGUCUUGUUGGACAGAUAAUUCAGCGGUUUGAGCAGCGGGGCUUCAAGCUGGUUGGCCUGAAAAUGUUGCAGGUAUCUGAUGAUCUGCUGUCUCAGCACUACUGUGAACUGAGGACUAAGCCUUUCUACCCCAGGCUGCAGGAAUACAUGACCUCCGGACCUGUUGUUGUCAUGGUGUGGGAAGGGCACAAAGUAGUCCAGGCAUCGCGUACAAUGGUGGGUCAUACUAACCCAUUGGAGGCCCAGGCGGGCACUAUCAGAGGAGAUUUCAGCUUCCAUAUCAGCAGGAACGUGGUUCAUGCCAGUGAUUCUCUUGAGGGGGCACAGAGGGAGAUCCAGCUGUGGUUUCAGAAAAAGGAGCUUCUGAACUGGGAUUGCUUUGACCAGACCCUGACCUGUGAGGUGUAAAGACGCCGAGAGCCGGAUGAAAAUCAGUAAUGCUACGUCCUCUCCUGCUGCUCAGGUCUGUCGCCUGUGAUUGAAAAAACAUGAGGCAUAUUCAGUGUUACUACGAUUUAAUUUACCUCAGGAAGUGCACUUACAGUCACAAAAAAAUGUGUUGAAACAUGUGUGGCUGAGGUUUUUUACUUAUCAAGCUUUCAUUAAACAGUAAUCGUAGGGAGAGAUUUGUGUAUGUAAUCGUCAUUCUGUCUCUUGCAGCGGAUGGAAACUGUAUUUUAUCAAUAUGUGGGAAACAUUGAGGUGCAGUGUGGAGCCAUGCUCUUAACUUAAUUCAACUUGAAGUUUUUAGUGGCCAAAUAUGUGAUAUAUAACUGAAAAGUAGUGUGUGGCAGGUUUUACAUCAACAAUCAAUCUAAAGAAAUCAAAUGUAUGUAAAAGUCAGAUCUAAUUUGACAUGUUUUUCUUUCCAAACUGUAAGGAUUUAAGAUUUAUUUUCCUGUAGCUGCUGAAUACCUGAGGCAGACUAUUGCAUUAAGUUUUAAAUAACAGCCAGAGAAAAAAAACACCAUUUGAAAACAUUGAAGAAAAUAUUUGACAUAUUUUAACAAAGCCAUAAUGUUAUAAUAAAUAUUAAUAAGGAAGUAAGUAAUAAGUCAAAUGUAAUGUACUUUUUUUGUUGUUUAUUAAAUAUUUAGUAGUGUUGUUAGGGGAGUAUUAUCUCACCAAAAACGUUUUAGUUAAGUGAUUACUUGAAUUAUGUCCUCAAAUACUUAAUUUUGAUCGAGGGCAUUUGUGUAUCGGAAAUUGUGACGUAAUCCUCCUACCUCAAGGACAAAGAUAAAAUCAAAUAAUCUCUGUUUACAUUUGACCUCAGGUGAAUGUAAAAUGCGCUGGUUCUGUCAGUUUUUAUCUGUACUGAAGCAACAUGAUGAUUUACCUCCACCUGCUUUUUUAUAAACAAAUAAAUGCUUCUUACAGCU